Molecule: messenger RNA, 1838 nt
Organism: Microcebus murinus (gray mouse lemur)
Lineage: Eukaryota; Metazoa; Chordata; Mammalia; Primates; Cheirogaleidae
Gene: PHB1
Product: prohibitin 1
Biological process (GO): mitochondrion organization
Cellular component (GO): mitochondrion; membrane
Source: RefSeq, a predicted model, not a curated record
GUGGAUCUUGGAAGGAGGGCGGGAAAGGGGCGUACCUGUGCGGCGCACGCGCAGCAUGUGUGGCUGGGGAAUUCAUGUGGAGGUCAGAGUGGAAGCAGGUGUGAGUGGGUCCAACAGAAGGAAACAUGGCUGCCAAAGUGUUUGAGUCCAUUGGCAAGUUCGGCCUGGCCUUGGCCGUUGCAGGAGGCGUGGUGAACUCUGCCUUGUAUAAUGUGGAUGCUGGGCACAGAGCUGUCAUCUUUGACCGAUUCCGUGGAGUGCAGGACAUUGUGGUAGGGGAAGGGACUCACUUUCUCAUCCCAUGGGUACAGAAACCAAUUAUCUUUGACUGCCGCUCUCGACCGCGUAACGUGCCAGUCAUCACUGGUAGCAAAGAUUUACAGAAUGUCAACAUCACGCUGCGCAUCCUCUUCCGGCCUGUGGCUAGCCAGCUCCCGCGCAUCUUCACCAGCAUCGGAGAGGACUACGACGAGCGCGUGCUGCCGUCCAUCACUACAGAGAUCCUCAAGUCAGUGGUGGCUCGCUUUGAUGCAGGGGAACUAAUCACCCAGAGAGAGCUGGUCUCCAGGCAGGUGAGCGAUGACCUUACGGAGCGAGCAGCAACCUUCGGGCUCAUCCUGGACGAUGUCUCCUUGACGCAUCUGACCUUUGGGAAGGAGUUCACAGAAGCGGUGGAAGCCAAACAGGUGGCUCAGCAGGAAGCAGAGAGGGCCAGAUUCGUGGUGGAAAAGGCUGAGCAGCAGAAAAAGGCGGCCAUCAUCUCUGCCGAGGGCGACUCCAAGGCAGCCGAGCUGAUCGCCAACUCGCUGGCCACCGCGGGGGACGGCCUGAUCGAGCUGCGCAAGCUGGAGGCCGCCGAGGACAUUGCGUACCAGCUGUCACGCUCUCGGAACAUCACCUACCUGCCGGCGGGGCAGUCCGUGCUCCUGCAGCUGCCCCAGUGAGGAGGACCCACCCUGCCUGCACCUCCUCAGGCCAGUGGGGCCACAGCCCUGCUGAUGCUUAACACCACCUCCUUCUGCCCCACCCAGAAAUCACUGUGAAAUCUCAUGAUUGGCUUACCGUGAAGGAAAUAAAAGUAAAAUCACUUCAGAUCUCUAAUUACUCUAUCAAAUCAAGCUCUUUCAUUCUUCUCACACCCACCUACUUUUUUAUCCACCUCCCUACCAAAAAUUGCCAAGUGCCUACGCAGACUCACUUUGGGUCCUGGUUCGAGGCCUGCUGGAGCUUCGGCCUAGGCACUGGCAAUUGGCAGAACAAAGGCAGGACAGUGUGUGUGACGGACUGGGAGCACAGGUGGCAGGUGGUGGCAGGCACGGCUGGACCUCAAAGGCAGGCCUCAGUUUUCCAGCGGCUCUUGUGCAGAUGCAGCCGAAGAGAGGUGCUGGGGAAUGUCAGAGAGGAAGUGGUCUGUCUCUUCCCGUAAGCCUGAUUCUCUGUAACUGUGGCCAGCGGAAGCAGAUGUGUGCAAACAGGGCAUGGAUUGAAGAAUCUGCCCCUGUUGAGGUGGGUGGGCUGAUUUUGCUGCCCCCCAGGGUCCCAAGACUGGGAUGGACUUGGAUAGGGAGAGAGGAGGCCUGGACUGAGAUGUGAGUCUGUCGAAGACUUCCUGUCCACCCCCCACCUUGGUCCCUCUCAAAUACCCAGCGGAACUCCAGCUUGAAGGAUUGCAUCCUGCCGGGGCUGGACGUGCCUGCCAAAGACAUCCUGAGCUCCUGGCUCCCUCGUUCAGAGACUGCCCUUCUCGAGGGCUCUGUACUUGUGCUUUGAAAGAAACAACCAUGGGAAGAAAACAAAUGUGUGUAAACUGCUGUCAAUAAAUGACACCCAGACCUUCA